ACGACCACGAUGGUAAUGAUGACAAUGAGAUCGACGACAAUAAUGAUGAUGAUGAUAAUGAUGAUGAUAACGAUAAUGAUGAUGAUGAUAAUGGUGAUGAUGAUGAUGAUGGCCAGGACAACGACGAUGACGAUGAUAGUGAUAGGACGAGGAAACGAGCAAAAAAGAAAAAAAAAGAAAUGAAGAAUAGAGAUACAAAUGAUGAGAAUUAUAAGGAUAUUAAUAAAGAUGACUGUAAGGAUAUUUGAUAAUAAAAAUGGAUGAAUAGUCAACGACGAUGAUCAUCAUGAUCUUAAUCUAAACAAAAUCAACAACAAUAAUA
Molecule: messenger RNA, 322 nt
Organism: Apis florea (little honeybee)
Lineage: Eukaryota; Metazoa; Arthropoda; Insecta; Hymenoptera; Apidae
Product: solute carrier family 41 member 1
Biological process (GO): monoatomic cation transport
Cellular component (GO): plasma membrane
Molecular function (GO): monoatomic cation transmembrane transporter activity
Source: RefSeq, a predicted model, not a curated record